AUGCAGACGCUGGUACAGAAUGGCUCCUCAGUAGUGCUCACAGCUCUUGUGACCAUGUCCCAGGUCCGAGGACCACUGGGAAGCCCAAACUCCCCUGACACUAGUCACCUGUACAAGGAGGUGGGCCGCGAUGGGGAAGCUCCUCCGUGUGAGAAGCCCCUGACCUGGGAGAUGGGGAACCUGGGUUCUAAGACAAGCUCCUCUGCUGAUGCACGGGGGACGCACCGCCUCACUGCAAACAGAAGGGACCAGGCAGGAGCUCAGCAGGAGAAGGAGGAGCAGAACAUAGACACCCAUCUCUCAGGGGACAAAAUGAUGGCUCUAAAGAGAGCCUUGGUUGCCUUAGUAAGACGAAAAGGAUCCAAUGGAUCCGGUCAUGGCUCUGGUUCUCAGACCUAUGGGAAUGGGAAGCUCCCGCCUGGCCCCACUCCUCACCCAAUUAUUGGAAAUAUCUUACAGUUAAAUGCUAAGGACAUCAGCAAAUCUUUGAGCAAGCUCUCUGAAACCUACGGCCCUGUGUUCACUCUAUAUUUGGGCUGGAAGCCCACUGUGGUGCUGCAUGGGUAUGAAGCAGUGAAGAAAGCUCUGGGUGACCAUGGAGAGGAGUUUUCUGGAAGGGGCAGUUUCCCACUGGCUGAAAGAGCUUCUAAAGGACUAGGAGUUGUGUUCAGCAAUGGAAUGACAUGGAGGGAGACCCGACGCUUCUCCCUCAUGACCCUGAGGAACUUUGGGAUGGGGAAGAGGAGCAUUGAGGACCGUGUUCAGGAGGAAGCCCGCUGCCUUGUGGAGGAGCUGAGGAAAACCAAUGGGUCUCCCUGUGAUCCCACUUUUAUCCUGAGCUGUGCUCCCUGCAAUGUGAUCUGCUCCACUGUUUACCACAUGCAUUUUGAAUACAGAGAUCAGGAUUUUCUUAGCUUAAUGGCAAAACUCAAUGAAAACCUCAGGAUUGUAAGCUCCCCAUGGGUCCAGUUCUGCCAUACUUUCUCUGUACUCAUAGAUUACCUCCCCAGGAGUCACAACAAAGUACUUAAAAAUGUAGAAUUUUUUAAAAAAUUUACUUUGAAAAAAAUAAAAGAACACCAGGAAUCCCUGGACAUUAACAACCCUCGGGACUAUAUUGAUUGUUUCCUGAUCAAAAUGGAACAGGUAAAAACAAAUCCACAGUCUGAAUUUACCAUGGAAAACUUGGCAACCACUGUCAUUGAUCUAUUUGUCGCUGGGACAGAGACUACGAGCACCACCCUGAGAUAUGGACUCCUGCUCCUGCUGAAGUACCCAGAGGUUGCAGCUAAAAUCCAGGCAGAGAUUGACCGUGUGGUUGGCAGACACUGGAGCCCCUGCAUGCAGGACAGGAGCAGCAUGCCCUACACGGAUGCCGUGCUGCACGAGAUCCAGAGAUACAUUGACUUCGUGCCCACCUGCAUGCCCCAUGCAGUGAUCAGUGACAUUAAAUUCAGAAACUGCAUCAUCCCCAAGAUGAGAUUUGGCACAAACAUAAUCACAUCGCUGACUUCUGUGAUGCACAAUAACAAAGAAUUUCCCAACCCAGAGAGGUUUGAUCCUCGCCACUUUCUGGAUAAGAGUGGCAGCUUUAGGAAGAGUGAAUACUUCAUGUCUUUCUCCACAGGAAAACGAAUGUGCCUGGGUGAGGGCCUGGCCCGCAUGGAGCUGUUUUUAUUCCUCACCACCAUUUUACAGAACUUUACCCUGAAGUCUCUGGUUGAACCAAAGGACAUCGACACCACCCCAGUUGAGAGGGGGCUUGCCUCUGUGCCGCCUUCAUACCAGCUCUGCUUCGUUCCUAUCUAAGGAAGGGGCAGCCGUCUCCCAGCUGCGGUGCCGUCUGCAGCUUCCCUCCCCUGGGGCACCGUUCACCUCCCUCCCUCUACUGGGGUUACCUCCUCUGACCUCCCCCCUCCACAUCUCCCCAUGCCCUGAAGAUCCAGGGAGAAUCCAACCUCCAUUAAAGACACUUUCCUGCAUUUCGCUGCACAUAUUUA
Choloepus didactylus (southern two-toed sloth) is the source of this 2000-nucleotide messenger RNA. Its product is annotated as cytochrome P450 2C15-like. Gene Ontology annotation, biological process: xenobiotic metabolic process. Gene Ontology annotation, molecular function: heme binding; iron ion binding; oxidoreductase activity, acting on paired donors, with incorporation or reduction of molecular oxygen, reduced flavin or flavoprotein as one donor, and incorporation of one atom of oxygen. Gene Ontology annotation, cellular component: cytoplasm; intracellular membrane-bounded organelle. The coding region runs from base 1 to 1809 and encodes 602 amino acids. NCBI's taxonomy places the organism in Eukaryota, Metazoa, Chordata, Mammalia, Pilosa, Megalonychidae. The record is from RefSeq and is a predicted model, not a curated record. The transcript has 12 exons.